Molecule: messenger RNA, 1730 nt
Organism: Selaginella moellendorffii
Lineage: Eukaryota; Viridiplantae; Streptophyta; Lycopodiopsida; Selaginellales; Selaginellaceae
Exons: 12
Coding region: 31-1602 (523 amino acids)
Biological process (GO): protein phosphorylation
Cellular component (GO): plastoglobule; plasma membrane
Molecular function (GO): protein kinase activity; ATP binding
Source: RefSeq, a predicted model, not a curated record
UUUCUUUCCUAAUAGUUUAGGGUUCUUGCUAUGGCGCUCACUAGCGCGUCCACGAGAGCGCCAUACGCGCUCAAUGCGGCAUUUCCAGGCGCGCGCCAGCUCCAGGUGCUGAGAAUGCCGAAUUUCGCGAAGUCGCGGCAGUGCCGGCUCUCCGUGCGAGCAAGAACAGCGUCAUCGUCCUCUCCCUUUCCAAGACCGGCCGAAUCUCAAUCGGGGAAAUUCAACGAUCUUCUCGCGGAUAUCUUUCGCAUGACUGUUGAUACCGGGCCUCGAGGCGUCCUUCGUUUGGCUCAAGCCGUGGAAGCCGUCGUCUCCAUUGGAGCACAGUGGUUUGUGGAGCAAGCUCAAGGUGGAUCCACACUAAGCAGCUCUCCACCUCGGCUCUUGAGACGCCUCUUUGAGAGGCUCGGUGCUACUUACAUAAAAUUGGGCCAGUUUAUCGCAUCGUCUCCAUCGUUGUUUCCCGACGAGUACGUGAACGAGUUUCAAAGUUGCCUCGAUCGCACUCCGGCUAUACCUUUUGCUGAUGUCAAAGCUAUCAUUCAGGAAGACCUGGGACGCUCUCUGGAUGAUGUUUAUGAGUAUGUGGAUAGCGCUCCUCUUGCCUCGGCGUCUAUUGCUCAGGUACAUGCUGCACGGCUGAAGGGAAGCAAGAAAGAUGUUGUUAUCAAGGUACUAAAGCCUGGAGUAGUGGAUGUGCUGAGAGCAGAUUUAAACUUUUUGUACGUUGCCGCGCGUGUUUUGGAGUUUCUCAAUCCACAAAUAAGUCGAACAUCUUUGGUAUCCGUUAUAGGUGAUUUGAGAACAUCGAUUAUGGAAGAGGCGGACUUCCAAAAGGAAGCUGUCAACGUUGAAUCGUUUCGAACGUAUCUAGAAACCAUGAACCUUUUCAAACAAGCAACUGCACCAGUUGUGUAUCGCCAUUGUAGCACUCGGCGAGUGCUGACGAUGGAGCGUUUGUAUGGGGUACCUUUAACAGAUCUAAAGUCCAUCAGCUCAAUUGUUCCAAAUCCGGAAGCAACGUUGAUCACUGCCUUAAAUGUCUGGUUUGGAAGUUUACUUGGCUGCGAGACAUUUCAUGCAGACGUGCAUGCGGGCAACCUUUUGGUGCUUCGGGAUGGUCGAAUCGGUUUUAUUGAUUUCGGAAUUGUUGGCCGCGUUUCUCCUAAGACGUGGGUAGCCGUAGAAACGUUUUUGGCUUCCUUUGGAACCGGGGAUUACUAUGCAAUGGCAACUGCACUUAAUCAAAUGGGUGCUACAGACAAGAAGGUGGAUUUACUUCGUUUUUCUAAAGAUUUGGAGAAGAUUUUUAGUGCUGUUAAGGAUUUGGACUCGGACAUUCGCAUCACAACUGCUGGUGGACCACAAGGAGCUACUGUUGCUGCUACUUUGGCUGUUGAUGAGCGACAAAUAAACGCUUUGCUUCUUGAUGUGUUUCGCUUAAGUGAGGCUUAUGGAUUGAGGUUCCCACGCGAGUUCGGUCUUCUACUCAAACAACUAUUGUAUUUUGAUCGGUAUACUCGCCUUCUCGCACCCGACCUGAAGGUCCUUCAGGACGAGCGAGUUAUUAUUGGAAAGACGGAUAGAAGAUACAGCUACUGAAUCCCGAAAAGCUAUAGACAAUUAGAGGACUCAGGUUUCCCAUCUUCACCAUGGCAUUCGCGAAGUCCCUGAAGAAUAGGCUCGGGUUGUCUUCGUAGUUGGAGACAAUUCUGCUUGACGAUCCUGAA